UUUAAAGCUGCUGUUGAAGAACUCGAGAAAUUGACUCACAAACCUUCUGCUGCUGACUCUAUGGAUCUGUACGGGUUAUAUCAACAGGCUACUAUCGGUGACAAUGAGACUGAAAUGCCAUCACUUGAUAUCAAAGGCCGCUAUAAUUGGGACGCCUGGAACAAUCUGAAUGGUGUGCAAAUGAAGAAAGUCUAA
This is a messenger RNA of Phycomyces blakesleeanus NRRL 1555(-), 195 nucleotides long. RefSeq lists its product as hypothetical. Gene Ontology annotation, biological process: fatty acid metabolic process. Gene Ontology annotation, molecular function: fatty-acyl-CoA binding. Lineage: Eukaryota; Fungi; Mucoromycota; Mucoromycetes; Mucorales; Phycomycetaceae. The annotation marks the transcript as partial. The record is from RefSeq and is a predicted model, not a curated record. The transcript has 2 exons.